UAUUUUAGCUUUUUACUUAAAUUUUAAAUUUUAUUAAAACAUGAUCAGUUACAGAAUGACACUUGUCUCUCAAGACAGGCGACGAUAAUGGCGAUUCUCUAGGUUUCAAAAAUGGUUCACGGUUGGGAUCCUGGUAUUGAUGGGGAAAUCUGGAGUUCUAGGGAGAUCUUUCUUCUUCUCCAGAUCCAAAGGUCAUGCAAUCAAGUUGGAUUUGUGGUGAUACGGAUUUUGGGAGAUACGGAGGUUCUAUAGAGAAAUGAUUUCAGAUCGAGGGAAAUCUAGAAUUGGGAGACUCGAUUAAGGAAAGAUCGAGGGUCAGCUCGUGGGAAAGGGGGGAGUGUCAACAAAUGGAGAAGGGGUUCGUAAACGAUUGAAGGUCUCUGUUCCACACUUUGACAACUCGGAUCUGAUCAAGAGUUACGCUAUGACUUUGAUUGGGCGGUGCAUGAAUCCGGAGAAACAAAAGAUUGGUACGCUAUUGAUGAUGAUCCCGAAGAUAUGGAAAGUGGAGGAGAGGGUGACGGGUGCAGAUUUGGGGAAGGGGAUGUUUCAGUUCCAUUUUGAGAAGGAAGAAGACAUUGAAAUGGUCUUGGAGUCACAGCCAUACCAUUUUGAUUACUGGAUGAUUUCGGUAGCCAGAUGGCAGCCGAGAAUGUCAAGAACCUUUCCGUCCGAGAUUCCUUUUUGGAUCAAAGUGGAGGGUCUCCCGACAGAGUUCUGGUCCACACCUGCUUUUCAGAGCAUAAGAGAUGCUAUUGGCGAAACAACGGAUGUGGACUUGGACUAUGGGAAGAUGCGUGUGGUGCUUGAUGGCUUCAAAGAGUUAACAAUGGAGACCACAGUGGAGUUUAAAGGGGGCGAGUUUUAUGAUGAGGAAGAGGUUCCGGUUUCUCUCAAAUAUGAGAAACUGUUUGGGUUUUGCAAACUGUGUUUCAGUCUCUGCCAUGAUGGAGAUCAUUGCCCACUGAAUCCUAAGAGUCCCGAGAAGAAAAAGGAUAGCAGAGAGGCGCCGGCGGGCAGGGGAGAAGAUCGGGCUAGGAGUUACAGAGGGGUUGUGAUUAAUGGUGAAGAGAAUCGUCAGGACAAAGGUAAAGAUCAGAGGAGUUACCAUGCGAAAGGGAAAGGCAAAAUGUAUGAGGAAGAAUCAAAUUGGGUGAGAGUCCCUGAAAGAGGGAACAAGGGAUACUCGUCCCACCGUGGCAACAACAGAACUGAUGAGGGGAACACAAGGUAUCGAACCUCACGCUGGGAGCAACCUAGGGAGCAGUCUAGGAACCAUUCGCAGGAAAUUAGAGACAGGGGGCAUCGAGGCACAAGACGUGAGAGGAGUCCUCGGGAGGAGUCAAAGGAGGGAGAGUUGCUGGACACGGGUAGUGCUAACAGGGGUCUUCAGAGGGAGGGAAAGACAUCUGCAUCAAGCCAUCCGCAAUUGUCUCAACAAGAAGGAAAUGGAGGCUCCGAUAAGGUGGUUAAGGUAAUUUCUACACACUUGGGAGUGGAGACUGGUGAUAUGACUGCAAUUGUUCAAGGAAAUAGUGCCGCUGAAUUAGAGUUGGUUCAGAAGCAGGGAGGAACUGGUAAUGAUAGCUUAGGGAAUAGGGGUAUGGAUUUGGAUGAGAUAGGGCAUUAUAUUGAAGGCGGUGAGGGACUUAUGUGUGAGGAUGAUGGCUUAGAAAGCCUAACGGAUGGAGAGAUGGAGGAUAAAAAUGGUGCUCCAGGGGUGGCGCUAACGGCUGUUGCAGAUGGCUCCCACGCAAAAGCAGUUGUAGAGAAGGGAUCUCAAGUUGGAGAGGAUGAGAAGAAGAAAGGAACACACAAGUUGUUGCUUAAACAGACAGUCAUGGCUGCUGGAACUUCCAAGAAGAAGUUUGUUCAGGCGCUUCUUUCACAGAACAAGAAUGUUCCAUCCCGGCAAGGUAAACGUCAGGGGGAUGGUAUAAGAUUGCAGGAGGAAAAGGAUCCCUCACAUCCCAAACCAGUCUCCUCCAAGCCCUCAAAUGCGCCCCAUGGAUAGUACAAUUUAUGAGGAAUUGAGGAGUGGUUCUUUUGUGGCUUUUGGUUUUUAUUAUGUUUGGUUUUCAAUAAGCUCUGUGAGCGUUUCUUUGAGUUUUUAUCUGGUUAUUGUUUUGCUCGUAAUUUGGAUAAGUGGAGGCUGUUUCCUAGUUGUUUUAUUUGAUUAUGAGUUUGGUUUAUGGAAU
Brassica rapa (field mustard) is the source of this 2198-nucleotide messenger RNA. RefSeq lists its product as uncharacterized. NCBI's taxonomy places the organism in Eukaryota, Viridiplantae, Streptophyta, Magnoliopsida, Brassicales, Brassicaceae. The record is from RefSeq and is a predicted model, not a curated record.